UUCAUUUCAAGGGAUAGUCCUGCUGGGAGAGUCUUGAAUCACGAUGCCUCGAACGUCCCUUGUUGUCUUGUGUGGACUACUUGCCGUCACGGCGAGCCGAGAUCAUAACAGCGCUGACGGAGGGAGGGACAGGGGGUCGAGGUCCAUGGUCAUGUGUCCCCCGGACUGGGAGUCGGGCACGUUCAUGUGUUACAAGGUCGUCCUGCUCAAGGUCAACUGGAUCAACGCUCUGAUGCACUGCGGCGCGAUGAGGGCUCACCUUGUCGACAUCAACUCUCGCGGGGAACAGAUGGAGUUGGAGAGGUUGCUCCGCCCUAAACACACAGGCUUGAAGACCGAGAGGCUGUGGAUCGGGGGAAGUGACCUGUCCAGUAGGGGUCAGUGGCAGUGGAUGACCGCUCGGCAGAACAUGUCCUUCACCCACUGGUACCAACACACAGAGCCCCCUGUGAACAGGGGGCUGAACUGUGCCCUGCUCAUGGGGGCCACGUAUCUGUGGGGGGCCAGUGACUGUACGGCACUCCAUCCCUUCAUCUGCGAAGCAGGACCCUCGUUGGUGAUGGACUCGAUUGACUAGACGUUAGAUGUACAAGGGUCCCUUUGGCAGGCGAUAACGUAUAAUUUUAAUCACAUAAACUGAAUAAAAUGUAUGAUGCAAUAA
Messenger RNA from Haliotis rufescens (red abalone), 661 nucleotides. Its product is annotated as snaclec 7-like. The record is from RefSeq and is a predicted model, not a curated record. NCBI's taxonomy places the organism in Eukaryota, Metazoa, Mollusca, Gastropoda, Lepetellida, Haliotidae. Gene Ontology annotation, molecular function: signaling receptor activity. Bases 44 to 577 code for a protein of 177 amino acids. The transcript is spliced from 5 exons.